GGUACUGCGUUCACUCCAACCUCACAGGCGCAUCCACUCCAUGGCCGAGCCGAGGACCCCCCUGCCUCCUCCCUCCACUCUUCCAAAGCCCAAUCUCACAUCGCGUUUCCUUGGUCUUCUUCUGCUAAUAUUUGUUCCCGUUGUGUUGGCUGCCAUCCUCUUCCAGCCCCCGGACUUCGACCCGGCGCCGCUCCCCGGCGACCACUAUUUCGGUGACUCCAUAGCCGUGCCGGAGCGCCAUGACCAUGUGCUCGAGGCCAGCGAGCGCAUCGGUGAGGGGCUCCUGCCGGGGCCGGAGGACUUGGCUUACGACGCAGAGAAAGGAUAUCUUUACACUGGUUGCUCUGAUGGCUGGAUAAGGAGAGUUGGACUGAAGGACGCCGAGCUUAAGGUGGAGGAUUGGGCUUUUAUUGGUGGCCGGCCGCUGGGUCUUGCCAUGGCCCCCGGCGGGAGCCUCGUCGUCGCCGACUCCUACAAGGGUGUACUAUUGGUGAAACCAGACCAAACAGUGGAACUAAUGACAAAUGAGGCUGAGGGUUUGAACUUUCGCUUAACUGAUGGGAUCGAUGUUGCAUCUGAUGGCUUGAUCUAUUUUACCGAUGCAUCCUACAAAUACAACUUAGAGAUGACCAUGCUAGACAUUCUUGAGGGCCGGCCUCAUGGAAGAUUGAUGAGCUUCAACCCAUCCACCAAUCAAACAGUGGUGCUUGCACAUGACCUCUAUUUUGCUAAUGGUGUAGCAGUCUCUCCAGAUCAACACUCUAUAAUCUUCUGUGAGACCCCACUGAGGAGGUGCAAAAGGUAUCAUAUUGAAGGAGACAAAAACGGAACGACAGAGAAUUUUAUCGAGAAUUUGCCAGGCUAUCCUGAUAACAUUCGAUAUAGUGGUGAAGGCCAUUAUUGGAUUGCACUAUCAUCGGGAAGAACCAUUUCAUGGGAUAUAUUAUUCAAGUUUCCCUUUAUAAGAAAAAUGGCUGCCAUCCUAGCAAAGUUCUUCUCACCAUUUUACUUGUCUCAAGAUUCUGGAAUGCUUAGUGUGACUCUAGAAGGGCAACCGCUUACCAUUUAUUCAGAUCGACAUUUGAUUCUCGUCACUGGUGGGCUUAAAAUUGGAAAGAAUCUUUAUUAUGGUUCACUCCAUGAGUCCUAUAUCAGUAAGAUUGAUCUUACUCAAUAUAGAUCAAAUGCUAUGUAAACAUGGUACUAUAAUUAUCAACUGAGCUUCAUGCUUAUGGGUGGAAAAGGAUUUUAAAUUUAUCUAUCAUUCUUCAUGGUUUGAA
Molecule: messenger RNA, 1280 nt
Organism: Phoenix dactylifera (date palm)
Lineage: Eukaryota; Viridiplantae; Streptophyta; Magnoliopsida; Arecales; Arecaceae
Product: protein STRICTOSIDINE SYNTHASE-LIKE 5-like
Cellular component (GO): endomembrane system
Molecular function (GO): hydrolase activity
Source: RefSeq, a predicted model, not a curated record